Hyla sarda is the source of this 3363-nucleotide messenger RNA. Its product is annotated as gastrula zinc finger protein XlCGF26.1-like. Bases 765 to 2546 code for a protein of 593 amino acids. The transcript has 8 exons. The record is from RefSeq and is a predicted model, not a curated record. NCBI's taxonomy places the organism in Eukaryota, Metazoa, Chordata, Amphibia, Anura, Hylidae.
CUUCUAGCUUCGGCAAACUUCGUAAAGGGGCGGGGUGAGGUGGUUUUUUGCGCCCCCGUUAAUCCUUGCGUCCGGUCCUCCCCCAGCUCAAGCAGGGGAGACGAGGUAGGGGGUGUGAGGUGUUUUUUUGCGCCCUACGUCCUCAGCUCGGGGAGAUAAGGGAGGGGGCGUGUACUUCUCCCCGUGGAGAUGUAUGUCCGUCCUGAGCUCAGGGAGGGGAGAUGAGGGAGGGGGCGUGUACCUCCUCUCUCCCCUUGCUCUGCCCUCCCCCAGCUCUAGCUUCGGAAAUCUUAGGAGAGCUGGGGGAGGAGCGGACGCAAGGCUUCACGGGGGCGCAAAAAACCACCUCACAGCGGUUCAAUUUACACCUCCCGCAUGUGACUGAUCACGUGCUUUUGACCUCAUCACAAGUUCUUUUGCCUUUUAGUAUGAAGCAUUUACCAUUUCUCCCUACGUAGACCUGUAUUAGUAAUAAUCCCCUCCCACCCUGAUCACAUGUCCUUUAUAACAUGUGAAACACUAAUUUACAGUGUCGCCGAGUGCGUAGAGUUUCGGCCAUAUUGUUGUGGCCCCCACAAUUCCCUACUAUAUAAAUACUACUUCCUUAAUCCCUGCUAAUCCUGUGUUUCCUGUGAGGCAGAUGUCGAGUGGUUUUUUUUUUUAUUUUUAUUCCUGAUCCGCGUCCAGUAAGAGUUUCUGUCUAUAUUUGUAGUGGGACCUUCUACUCAACUUUUACUGUUUGAGACAAGACUUUUACAUACUUCAUGAUGGACCAAGACAAGAGUCUCAUGGCUGAGAGUAUAUUAAAAAUAACCCUGGAGAUAAUCUGCCUUCUAACUGGAGAGGUAUACACAGUAGUUAAAAAGUCAUCCUGUGAGCAUCGCCACGCAUCGGGAAGAUGGACCAUUCCCCAAAGCCCCAUCAAAAUGCAUCCAUCUCAGCCACUGACACUUAAAAGAGAUAGUAAGCAGAAGAUUCUAGAACUUACUGACAAAAUCCUUCAGCUGCUGACUGGAGAGGUUUCUGCUGGGAAGUAUUUAGAAGAACCCAAAGGCCCGUUUGAGGAUGAGACAGAAAAUCUUGAGGCUCUUUCAUCUCUAGAUGGCUCUAAAGACAGAAGUAAACAACAAAGCUCUUCCAGUCCUGUCUAUUCCGAUUAUACAGAGGAAGAGCAAAGUGAUCCACAUGAUGAAGGUGAAGAGUCACUUCAGAUUAAAGUUGAAGUUGUAGAGGGAGAAGAAGACGAUUUGUACAGUAGUGGUGAUAUGCAAUGUAAAGAGGAGGAAGUCCCCAUAGAUAUUACUGCAGACAAUGCUCACACCAUCAGGAAUCCCACCCCAGAUUGGGAAUUAGAAAAUAACAAGGACUUAGAUAAUUCCCCGGAAGAAAACACAAAUUUCCAAAACAGAACCUCAGAACUUCAGGAUGUCAGUAUAAAUAAUAAUAUUUCCUAUGAUGACGAAAUCACUUCUCCUGAUUGCCAUUUUCCUCCAUAUGGUACAGCUCACAGUGACAACAUUUUCACCUGUGUGGACUGUGGUAAAUGCUUCACCCAGCACGAUGCUCUAUUGAUACACCAGAGGGCUCACGUGGAGGAGAAGUCCUAUCCUUGCUCCUACUGUGGAAAGGGCUUCAAAAAGAAAUCGAAUCUUAUUCAACACUUAAAAAUCCACACUGGUGAGAAACCGUUCCUCUGCUCAGACUGUGGUAAAAGUUUUACUCGGAAAGCUGAUCUCAUAAAACAUCAGAGAAUUCACACAGGAGAAAAGCCAUUUCCUUGUCUUGAGUGCGGCAAAUGUUUUACUCAGAUAUCUGCUCUGAUAAGACACCGGCGAUUUCACCCAGAUGGACACAACGUCAAGAAUACACCAGAAGACCAGCUUAUUGUAUUUCCAGGUUCUAGAACAGAAAAUAAACCUGUCUCUGAAAAGAUUCAAGAAGAAAAUCCUAGUUUUGCGAAUAUAAAUCCAGUACUUCAGGAUGCAGAUAUAAAUAAUGAUUCUUGUUAUCUUAAGGAUAGUAAUGAUCAGACCAGUUUUGCUAUCUAUAAUACAUCCACUAAAAGUGAAAAAAUAUUCCCCUGUCUGGAAUGUGAUAAAUUGUUCACUCAGUAUGCCAAACUUUUGAUACAUCAGAGAAGUCACACAGGUGAAAAGCCAUUUUCAUGUUCCUUCUGUGGGAAAAGUUUUACUGAAAAAUCAAACCUUAUUCAACAUGAGAGAAUUCACUCAGGCGAGAAGCGGUUUAUAUGUUCAGAAUGUGGUAAAGGCUUCACACGGAAAGCUGAUCUUAUCAAACACUUGCGAAUUCACACAGGAGAAAAGCCAUUUCAUUGUUUUGAAUGUGGGAAAUGCUUUACCCAGAAUUCUGCUCUAUUAAGACAUAAGAGAUUUCACUCGGGAGAAAAACCCUUUGCAUGCUCAGAAUGUGGAAAAUGCUUUAAGCAUAGACCUGCUCUUAAUAAGCAUCAAGAAAUUCACAAUCGGGAAAAAUGUGGACCACGAGUUAAAUGUAUGAACUGUGGCAGUUGUGUGGCACAGGAAUAACUAUUGUGUACAGAAUUGGUGAAAAAUGAACAUAUUGGGAAACAUGGUUGUAUAGCAACAAACUGAACACUGCUUUCAAUUUCAACCACUCCCCUUUACUUAAAAAAAAAAAAAAAAUUGUAUACAUGAAAAAGCAGGUGACCAACUCUAAAAUAUGUUUUCAUUUGUCUCCAAAAGUCAUACUUUUCUAACAUUGUUGCAAGUCAUGUUUUUGCACACAUUGCAUCGGGAUAUUGGCACAUGUGGUUUUUCACCUAUAAUCCAGGAGACCAGAUGGUCUCUAGAUUACAUGCUUUUGGCAGUACAGCAUUCUGGUAUCUCAAGGCAUGCUGAGUCAGGGCCUAUUGUCUAUUUAAGGAGUUCAGAGAAGUAUAUAAUUUUUUUUUAUGUAAUGUGUAAAACAAUGUAUGCAGGAGUUUAGUUAUAUGUGGUACAGGAGAUCCAUACAGGGUUCAAAUCUAGUUGCCAGUAUGAAUUUUAAAAUUCUAUUUACCGGUAUUUCUUAUCUAAAUUUUACAAUAAUGUGUAUAUUAAUAGGGCUAUUUAAAGAGACUUAUAAUAUCGCUGCUAUACAAAAUUGCAGCAGUUACAUGCAGCACAAAUCCUAACACACAGUAAAGCCACAUCAAUUUAGUGUUGACUUAAACAAGUAAAAGGGUUGUCCCAUUAAGAAAAAUAGGAUUAAACCGGGGCAUUAUGUGAAAUGAAACAUAUGAAAUGAUGUACAAUUUGUCAAAAUGUACUGUUCUGAUUAUAGACUUAAAGGAGUUCUAUAAGCUAAAACUUUUAACCCCCGCUGUGACCGGGCUGUAAAACU